Molecule: messenger RNA, 1278 nt
Organism: Diprion similis
Lineage: Eukaryota; Metazoa; Arthropoda; Insecta; Hymenoptera; Diprionidae
Product: zinc finger protein 705A-like
Exons: 4
Coding region: 123-1145 (340 amino acids)
Biological process (GO): regulation of transcription by RNA polymerase II; central nervous system development
Cellular component (GO): nucleus
Molecular function (GO): DNA-binding transcription factor activity, RNA polymerase II-specific; RNA polymerase II cis-regulatory region sequence-specific DNA binding
Source: RefSeq, a predicted model, not a curated record
UCAUUGAAAGCCACGCUUUAGUUGUUAUUUGCCAUUCGAUGUCGGAGGAUGUGAAAAUAAGCAGUGAUAUAUGGCGUGGAGGAGUUCAUUUCGAAGAGGUUUUUGUGAAAUAAAAAAAAAUCAUGUCAUCUGAGACCAUGCCGUCAAAAACUGCUGCCUCGUCUGCUGAUUGUUACGUGUUGUAUGAAAGUAUGCCGAAAAUAAAUCGCAGAAUUGUGAACAGGGCUGAAAAUGGGAGUGAUUGUUGUAAGAGGAAUUCUUACUCUUCCUCUCGAAUGGCUUGUACUUUUCAUCGCUGCACCUGUGCGAAUCUAAAAGCAGAGUAUCCAAGUUAUGCCACAGAAGAAAUUAGACUUUUCCAAGAGAUGCAGUCGCGACUGAAGAGGAAUUACUCCCCAGAUGUAAAGUUUUGCAAUCUACUAGACGGUGAAAAGGCAAAUGAAGUCAAAGAUUCAAGUGAAGAAACUAAAUACUGCAUAGAUUCAAUGGACUGUGAAAUAAUAUGGGCACAAAAUUCCACAUCCGCAGAUUCUACUGUUGAUCAAGUAGCAAACGAACUAGAUACUAACGAAGAUACGAACGAGGUCCAAGAAGAUGAGAAAAAAAUAAAUAACGACUUUUUGGACAUUCAACCACCAGAUCUAAAUGCAAAGCUAGUUGUUUCAAAUUCAGUCAGUGUAACGUCACAAAACGUAGAUAAUAUUGUUAGCACGUUGAAUAAUAAUUUAAUGGAAAGCCCUUAUAAGAAACGAUCGCGAAAGUGUAAGGACAGAAAGAAAAGAAAAGAAAAAAAACAUCCGUUCAAAUGUGGCGCCUGUAAAAAGUCACUAUCAUCGUUAAGUAAGUUGGAAUCACAUUUGUCAGGUCAUGUGAAAAGCAGCAAGGUUGAAGCGGAAAUUUAUAAAAACUCCGUUUUAGCUUUACAAAAAUUGAAUCACGAAAAUCACAGAACAAAAGUAGAAGAAAGGUUUAUUUGUGAAUUUUGUAAAAAAGCAUGCGCAGGCCGAUGGGACCUUUUUUAUCACAGUGUAUCCACUCAUUCCAACGAAAGACCUUACCAUUGUAAGUUUUGUUCGAACAAUUAUAAAAAACCAUAUCAUUUGAGACGUCAUUUAUCAAAGGAACAUGGCAGACAGUUAAAGUGACUACAGAUGUUUUAAUCGUAAGAAUCGACCUCACAUAAUCAGAAGGAUUUUUUCUACAUACUUUACCCUACGUUUGAACCUACGUCGUUACCUUAGUUUUGAACUUUUGUCGUUAAUAUUGUUAUUCAAUACC